Molecule: messenger RNA, 1161 nt
Organism: Morchella importuna
Lineage: Eukaryota; Fungi; Ascomycota; Pezizomycetes; Pezizales; Morchellaceae
Exons: 3
Coding region: 1-1161 (386 amino acids)
Biological process (GO): actin cortical patch localization; endocytosis; actin filament organization
Cellular component (GO): actin cortical patch
Molecular function (GO): phosphatidylinositol binding; ubiquitin binding
Source: RefSeq, a predicted model, not a curated record
AUGAAGCGAUUAAUGACCUCCUUCAAACGCAGCAACAGCAGCAGCCGCCGCUCCCCGACCCCCGACCACCCCGCCCCCAACCCCAACGACCCCCCCGAAACCGCCAUCCUCAAAUCCCUCGCCCUCUUCAUCACCUCCGGCGGCCCCUCCUCCCCCGCAGGCUCCGAAGUCCUGCACCUCCCCGCCAUCGUCGACAUCGCCGAGUCCUCGCCCACCGCCUGCGCCGCCGCCGCUGCCGCCCUCCGCAAGCACCUCGACCCCAAACACAAUGCCACGCACCCACACAAGCAGUACAACGCCAUCAUGAUCAUGCGCAUCCUCAGCGACAACCCCGGCCCCACCUUUACGCGCAACCUUGCCGACCCAAAGUUCACCGCCGCCGUCAAGGACCUCCUCCGCCGCGGCAUGGACCCCAGCGUGCGCCAGAUCCUCGGCGAGACGCUCGAGUACUGGGAGGGCGCCAAGAGCGCGGACGAGGGCCUGGCGCCACUGCGCGAGAUCUGGCGCAAGGAGAAGCGCUCAUUGAACUAUGCGGCGUCGCUGGCCCACGGCGGCGACGCCGCUGUCCCGAAUGCCCCGGAGACGCAUCGCUCAUCGCGUCCCCGCCACCAGAGCGGCCACGACAGCUACCAGGGCCACCAGGGCCUGCCAAGCAUGCUGGAGCUUACAGCGCGCAUCUCGGAGGCGCGCACGUCCGCGUCGCUGCUCGAGCAGGUCCUGCAAUCUACGCCGCCCGCAGAGGUAUCCACCAACGAGCUCGUCAAGGAGUUUGCGGACCGCUGCCGCACGGCGACGAGGUCGAUCGUGAAUUAUAUUCAGGCGACGGAGGACGAAGACACUAUGACGACGCUGAUCGAGACGAAUGAUCUGUUGGGAUUGGCGCUGGAGCGGUAUACUGCGCUGGCCACGGCAGCGCCGACGCCGACGCCAGCGCCGGUGCCGGAGCAGGCGAGGAUCGUGGAUGUGGGUGGGGAUGAUCCAUGGAGUGCGUAUGCGGCGGAACAUGCGGACCGGGCGGAGGACGUGCCGGCGAGGACGGGGAGUGCGGCGGCGGGCGCGGGUGGGAAUCAGGUGAGGAGGAGGACGCCGCCGCCGCCGCCGAGGGCGGAGAGUCCGGUGUCGCCGAUUAGUCCGGACCCGCCGGUAAAUUACCGCUAUUAA